Molecule: messenger RNA, 1787 nt
Organism: Sphaerodactylus townsendi
Lineage: Eukaryota; Metazoa; Chordata; Lepidosauria; Squamata; Sphaerodactylidae
Product: zinc finger protein 135-like
Exons: 2
Coding region: 68-1213 (381 amino acids)
Biological process (GO): regulation of transcription by RNA polymerase II
Molecular function (GO): RNA polymerase II cis-regulatory region sequence-specific DNA binding; DNA-binding transcription factor activity, RNA polymerase II-specific
Source: RefSeq, a predicted model, not a curated record
UGCAAGUGAGACAUGUUGACCAUUCCACUACUGCCUUGAACCUCCGACUAGCUCUUGUAUUCUCCUGAUGGAGGCUGGAGCUCCUUCCGCUGCCUCCUGUCCCUCUCUGUGGCUUGGAGGUCCAGCUGAGGGUUCCUUCUAUUUGCUGCUGCCUCUCGACAUCCCUGCUGGUGGGUCACUGGUGCUGACCCCAGAAAAUGGAACAAAUCCUGCCUGGAUUCUGUCCCUCCCAGCAGAGGGUAAGAACAAAACACAAAGUCCACAGGACGAAAGCACGGGACAUCAUAGGCCAUCCUUGAAUGUUUCCAAAUGGGAUGGAAAUAAGGGGAUCCAGCGACAAGACCCUGCAGAAGACCGACGGGCUCAACAUAAACCAAAAUUCAAAGGUCCUACAGGGUCCCUGUGUGGCAAGUCUAAAUCUUACAGAUGUUCCGAUUGUGGGAAAAGUUACCGCAGGAGCACAGAUCUUCUAAGACACCAGAGAACCCAUACUGGAGAAAGGCCUUACCUGUGCCUGGACUGUGGGAAGAGCUUCAGCCGAAGUUCGAUCCUCCUUGAGCACCAGAGAAUCCACACAGGUGAAAAGCCCUACAAAUGCAGUCAUUGCGGGCAAGGCUUCAGCCAGAGCUCCAACCGGAACCAGCAUGAGAGGACUCACAGCAAGGAGAAAAUGAGUAGCCCAGCAUGCUGGGAAAUAAACCAGCAAAGGACAGAGGACCAGAAGAGCCCAUCUUCAAGCAUGAUGAUAACUGUUGAGGGUUCGGGAACAGAGCUGGGAUCCGAAGAAAGAUCUCAGGUGUCUGGAGAAGACCUCUCUUGGAGCUCAAAGUUGUUGAAGUACCAGAGGCACCACGUGGUUGAGAAGCCUUACGGGUGCCCAGAGUGCGGGAAAUGCUUUGCGCGGAGCACAGAUUUCAUCCGACAUCAUAUCACUCACACGGGAGAGAAGCCGUACACCUGUGGAAACUGUGGCAAGAGUUUCACACGUAGCUCUGUCCUCAUUGAGCACCAGCGCAUCCACACGGGUGAAAGACCCUACAAGUGCCGGCUGUGUGGGAAGGGCUUCAGCCAAAACUCCAACCGGAACCAGCAUGAGACAAUCCACCAAACCAAGAAACCUCCCAAAUACCCCCUAAAAAGCAGGGAAACAAUAAAAUGGGGGCUGGGGUUGACUAGGCCACGGAGAAUCCACUCUACUGGUGGGAAAACCUGAUCAGUCCGAAGGAUAUUCAAACUGAACUUGAAUCUUGCAGUGUGGGGAUUUUUUUUUGGCUUGGGGGAAGGGAAACUGCCAUUAUUUGAAAACAAACUAUUCUUGCUACAUAAACCCAGGCAAGAUGCAUAUUUGGACCACGUUAUUGUGGCCAAAGGAGAAGAAUUAUUCCUGUUACAUUUUAACUGAACACAACCUGAGCACAACAUUAUUUUCUCUUUAAUAUGUCAGUCAACAGACUACUUUUAUAUACUGUUAAAUAAAUGCAGUUCUGUCGUACGCAAAUAUACUCAGAAGUGAAUCCCAAUAAAUUGUGGCUAUAGAACUGAGUCUGUUAGAAAGUGGAUCCUCGGUUGGUUAGUUCUUAAUGAGUAGAUGUCAGCAGAUUUUAUUGUUGUUGUUUUGGUCUUUACUAUCUAGUUGGCACCUGGACCCAGGCACAGUGAAAUUUGAUAUUUUGCUCCAUUCUCAACAAUUUGAUGGGAAUAUACUGCCUAACUGAUUUUUGUGCAGUCUGCUACAGAGGAUGUGCACGAUGAUACAAUCACAAUACAUUAAAUGAUUAUCCACUUUG